This is a messenger RNA of Struthio camelus australis, 2788 nucleotides long. The record is from RefSeq and is a predicted model, not a curated record. NCBI's taxonomy places the organism in Eukaryota, Metazoa, Chordata, Aves, Struthioniformes, Struthionidae.
AUGAAUCAAGACUGUGUAAUAAACCAGGCUACUAUCUAUAAGAUUUGUCAAAAUAUGGGUAAGGAACGAGCUGUGCGUGUCAGGCGACACCCUUCAGGGUCAGACACGGCUCUGACUCCCAGCAAACCGGCAGGAGCCGAUUUCAGCACAGGCUGGCAGCCUCGAUGGUUUGUUUUAGACAAUGGGAUAUUGUCGUACUAUGAUUCACAGGAUGAUGUUUGCAAAGGCAGCAAAGGAAGUAUAAAGAUGGCUGUUUGUGAAAUUAAAGUUCAUGCAACAGACAACACAAGAAUGGAGCUAAUCAUCCCAGGGGAACAGCAUUUCUAUAUGAAAGCAGUUAAUGCAGCUGAAAGGCAAAGAUGGCUGGUAGCCCUGGGGAGUGCGAAAGCCUGUUUGGCAGAUACCAGAACAAAAAAAGAAAAAGAAAUAAGUGAGACCAAUGAAUCUCUUAAAACCAAAAUGUCCGAACUUCGUCUCUACUGUGAUCUUUUAAUGCAGCAAGUUCAUACAAUACAAGAAUUUGUUCACCGUGAUGAGACUCGAUCUCCUCCCAGCAUUGAGAACAUGAAUGAAGCCUCUUCCUUGCUUAGUGCCACGUGUAAUACGUUUAUCACAACACUUGAAGAAUGUGUGAAGAUUGCUAAUGCCAAGUUUAAGCCAGAAAUGUUUCAGCUGCCUCACCCUGAUCCCUUAGUUUCUCCUGUGUCACCAUCACCUGUCCAAAUGAUGAAGCGUUCCAUUAGCCACCCUGGCACUUGCUAUUUAGAGAGGAAUAGUUACUCUGUAAAAGAACCAAUUUCAUCUCUUCACCAAUUAUCACAGCGACGCAGAAGAACGUACUCAGACACGGAAUCUUACAGUGAUACUCCCCUUGAAGAUUCUCAGAGAUCUGCUCACUGUUCUAGAAGUGCUGUCAAUGGAGAUUUGGUAUCAUCAGCCAUUCCUGAAGAAAAUAGAUCAGUGUCAAAGGACAGAUCUGAACUGGAAGAGACUCUUCCAUCCUUUUCUUCCUGAAGAAACUGAAAGUGUUCAAUUUUCUAUAAAUAAUGCUAUGCAAAGGCUGCUGUAAUUAUACUGUUGUUAUAGGAAGUAGUCAUUUCCCUUUUUAGAAGGACUUCUCUGCACUUUAUAGAAUAACAUAAAAACUAUCUUGGAAGUGUAUUUUAUCUUUAUAUAGUUUAUUUGCAAAAGUAUUUUCCUAAUAUUUCACAGUUUGAAUGUGCAUUUUUUGGAACAAAUAAUGAUUUAACAGAUAAGCAUCUACAUUUGUAAAUGUAGCUCUUUUUAAAAAGUGUGAGGGUCUGACUGAUACAUUAGUAAACCUGCAAAUUAUAAACUUCAGCAAAAAGUUUUCACAUUUUUGGAGAAAAUGUAACUUGUGCCAUGGGCCUGUUGGUCAUUUGUAUAAACUCUAGAGGGUGGUCAUGCAGUCCUCCUGGAGCUGUGAUACCCUGCACUGGCUUUCUUGACUGUGUAAGGGCUGUGGGAUUAGGUAUUAAUGGGUUUACUCUAGCAGCUUGAUGGUAAUUAACAUUACCUUCUUUAAAAACACAAGGAGAUACAUAAUCUGGUCCUUAUUUUUAGCCAAUGAAAGUAGAAAUAUUUAGUGUAUUUUUCUAAACAAAUGUAUAAAAAUAACUUAAUAUGAAGCAUUUGUACCAAACAUUGGAUAUUUAACAAUUUUUAUUUAUUUAUUGUUUUUUGCAUCAAAAAUUUCUACCUACUUUCACUACUAAAGAUCUAAAGAUCUAGGAAAGGCUUCAAAAUGUGCAUGAAUUGUUUCUGAGGUGUGUAGCAUCACAAAUAGCUAAUGCAGCACUGCUAAGAUUUAUUCUGCUGAUUAAGAUAUCUUUUUAACAAAGUAUUAUAGAAGCAAGAGCUGAAAUAUUAGACCAUUAAGCUGCUGUUGUAAUGAAUAUUUGUAUCUAUACAUACUUUAUUUAUGACAUAUUUAUACAAAAAAGGGGCUUCUGUUUUUGCGACUUCUUUGUAUCACUUCAGGAUGGUAUAUACCAGGAGAUGGGUUCUCAUCUCAGUUACGUCAGUAUAAACUUGCAUUAACUGUAGGUGAGAUCAGAUUCCGCCUCUCUAAAUAAUUGAUGAAUAAUAUAGUAUAACAGUGCCUGCUAGCACCUUGCUCCAUAAGGUUGCUAGUGUUUGCAUUGUAAGCUUUUGGGGUUUUUGGUAUUCAUUUAGGGAUAAACUUGGUCUGUAAAGUCUUAGCUGUAGCGCACUUUAAACAAACAGUUUACUGUUUUUGAUUUACACAAAUGUUAAAUAAAUGUACAGGGAUUUUUUGCACUGAAGCACAUACCAAAAUCUGUUUUUAUAGUCAAAUCUUUACUUUGGUUUAAUGAGUCUUCCUUUGGUAUAUAUGAGUAAUUUGGUGUUUUUGAAGCAGGCUGGAAAAGACAGAUGAGGAAUGGAGAGUUUCCUUAUGAAUUUCUGGAAUGUUGAUUUAUCUGAAUCAAAAAAGGUCCAAAUGUUGACAGAAACAUAUCAGCUGUUGCCCAUCUAGAGUACCAGUUACAAAUCAUUAUGUCUGGAAGAAAUAAAAUGGAAUGGCUCGUAUGAGUGAAGUUAUUUGUGGAUACAAGCUCAGAGCUGUCAUUUAUGCUCAGUUUUGUCAGUUUUCAUGUAACUAGCAUUUGCAUAUGCGUAUCGACCAUAUCGGCCACACACAUGCUUAUACAUUUUUUUUGGAAUGUUUGCUUUAAUGUACUCUGUAUUAUACUUCUUCAGUCUUACGGCAAAUGUAAAAAUAAGUAUUAAAAGAGUGACAUGUUCA